CGAGAUUAGCUCAUCAACAUCCGGGUAUUUUAGAGUUCUGACAUGCGCACAGGCAUUGUGUCGUCGCUGAGUUCUAAGGCAGAGACAAGUAAGAAAAAUUCUCUGGAGUUCCUGGUGUCUGGUGAUUGCUCUUGUCUGACUGAACACAAAAAUAAUUAUUACCAUGUCUGUGGGAGAUGAACCAGUUGAGUGCCCAUUGUGUAUGGAACCAUUGGAAAUUGAUGAUAUCAAUUUCUUCCCUUGCACUUGUGGUUAUCAGAUAUGUCGAUUCUGCUGGCAUAGAAUCCGAACAGAUGAAAAUGGGUUGUGUCCAGCAUGCCGAAAGCAAUAUCCAGAAGACCCAGCUGAAUUUAAACCUUUGACAGAUGAUGAACUGCAAAACAUCAAGCGCGAGAGGAAACAGAAGGAGUGCCAGAGAAAACAAAAAGCAGCAGAAAAUAGAAAACACCUAGCCAAUGUGCGAGUAGUGCAGAAAAACUUGGUGUUUGUAGUAGGUCUGUCGCAGAGAUUGGCAGACCCUGAAGUGUUGAAGAAGCAUGAUUAUUUUGGCAGAUUUGGAAAGAUUCAUAAAGUUGUUAUAAACCAGAGCACUUCCUAUGCUGGUUCCCAGGGUCCCAGUGCAAGUGCCUAUGUGACCUAUGUCCGCCCAGAAGAUGCAUUGAAAGCUAUUUUGGCAGUAAACAAUGUGCAUGUGGAUGGUAGGACAUUGAAAACCUCACUUGGAACUACAAAGUAUUGUAGUCACUUUCUGCGAGGGUCUCAGUGCAUGAAAGCAGAUUGUAUGUACUUACAUGAACUUGGAGAAGAAGCAGCAAGUUUUACAAAAGAGGAGAUGCAAAUGGGGAAACACCAAGAAUAUGAACAGAAAUUGAUAGAACAGUUUCUUGAUUCUCAAAAUUCAGUCAACAAUCAUCUUUCGAACAACAAAAUUCAAUCCAGGAAAAAAUCAGGAUCCCCAACAUCUCAACAGCAGAUAAACCAACAUUCACCUCCUAUAGCAGAAACUGUGUUGCAAGCUAACAGUAAGCUGUCACAGCCAGGACUGUCACAGGGAGGAGAUUCAUUGCAAGCAGCUUCGGCAUCAGAUGCAUGGCCAUCACUUCAGCCAUUGGCAGGAGCCAUGAGUGGUGCGGGAGUUAAGGCAGAUGGAGUUAUGGGAGGUAGCAAUAGCUCCUCCAGAACAAAUACUCCUCCAGAAAAUACAUCAUCUUUAAAGGCUGUAGGCAACAGACAUCAUAGAAUAGCAGAUAGCCAGAACUGCCAAGACAAAGGAGAUUCAGAUGCAGAAUCUGCAUCUGAGAGCCCAGUAGGACAUCUGCAAGGAUUGCCAAACAGUGAAAGUCAUUUGUUAAAUAACAACAUAGGUCCUCCACUUUCUGGGGGUCUGGUAUCAACACAACACGCUUCAUUGUACAGCCCCACAGAGACACCAUCACCCCCCUCACAGUCCCCCCAUUCUCCAGAUCCAACACAUCUGCCUUUGCCUCUCUCUUCCUCACAGCCGGUGUCGGUAAUGCCCAUUGGGGCUAACCGCCGCCUGCCAGGCUUCCAUUCUGCUGCCAAUAGUCUUUCAUUUUUCAGUAAUAAUAUACUGGGAAGCAAGGUUGUGCCUCCCCCACUGCCCUCUCAUACAGAAAGAACAGAGUCUAUGCUGCCUGCAGAAAUGGAAGAUUCUAUACCAGUAUCUAGCAGUACAGACUGGUCAGCAGCAUUUGGUUUUAAAAACAAAGAGCCACCAGAUGAUGACUUAGGCUUUGAUCCAUGCACAGAAUCAUGCAAGGGACUAGCAGAUCUGAUAGAGAAAGAAAAUGGUGCAAAUUGGAGUCAAAGCCAGGCCCAAAUGUGCUCAGUAGGACAUGAACAGUUCAGCUUUGCAACCCAUGUACCCCAGCAAUUACAAGGCUCAGUGCCAGGACCAUCUCAGCACAGUUUGCCUCCUGGCUUCUCUCUCAACCACAUACAACAGCAGCAACUUCACCAGCAGCUCUUCAGGCCUGCAGAUAUUGGUUCCAGCCAAAUGAUAGACUUCCAGCAAUACAGACCACGCCCACGCUUUCCUGUGAUGCUCAACAAUUUCCGUCACGGAGGACCAGAUAUGGGGAGUCACAUACAUCACGCAGUGUCACAGGCUGCUCCUCUUCCCCGGUCUCCUCCUCAGCCAGAUGUAUUUACUAUGAAGGACAUGCAGGAUCAGCUACGCUCUCUUCUGCCAAAUAUCAAUAUUAGCUUUGGCUCUCCUCCACACCUGUCAACAUCUCAGCCUCCUCCUCCUCCACCAGGAGUUUCACCUCCUCAGCCUGGUGUGUAUGCAGACCCAGUUCUUGCUGGCGGGCGUCUUGCACCAGACACACCAUGGCUCCAGACAGAUCCUGCUAUCCUGUGUUCUCGCCCAGUGGAAGAUACCCCUCACUGGUUGAAGUCUAUCCACCAACUAACAGAAAGUGAUGGUCCUAUGCAGAGCCACAGCUGCUUCCCUUCUUUCAUGCAACAUUUUCCUCUGGGUCCUGCCAGUGGCUGGCCCCCACAGACACAAAAUCCACCUCCUGGAUUUCGAACCCCUAUCAGAACAGCUGCUGCUGCUCCAGAACCACAGAAAAUGGCUGAAGCCCUUCAGUAAUUUGAUGAUGAAUAUGGCCAACACCACUACUAAGCAACUGGUCCAGCAGCUCUUUGCCAGAAGUAUUCUCUCCAGCUGUCCAGUGUCUUGCACUUACAUGAUGUUUUAGAAUGGCUUUGCAUUUCAUUUUUGUCUUUCUCUGCUUUUAGAGGGGAUUGUCCUGUGAGGCUUCCCCUUUUUAUAUUAGCUCCUUCAUUAAAAAAAAUUCAUAGUCUAAAAAGUGUUUUUGGGCCUUAAAUCAAGCAAUCAUCAGGAGGGUCUACUUGCCUGCACUGAAGACAACAAAGGAAAAUUGUUACUGAGCUGUUUUGAUAACCAUAAGAAAUAAAAAAAGAAGUUGGUUUAGGAUAAGAAGAGAAGAAUCUUAAUAUAUGAAAAGGUUAAAAACAUGGCAUCAUGUUUGACAAGCAGACACAUAUAGCUUUGCUUCUUUUUUAAGUUCCUUCCACCCAACAAUUGGAAUUUCUAUAAUGCUCAACACAUGAAUUUACUGCUGCAGAUACUGGUCAACUCAUUCUUUGCUCCAGCAUAUCAUAACAUACAAAACUUUGGCAUUAAUAUGCACUUUACUGAAUCCAAAUAUUUAUUGUAAAAACAGCAUUGUGGAUUUUUCCGUGUUGAAGAAACAUGCAGCUAGGUCCAUAUGGAACAUUUGUUCUCAUCUUGCUCUGGCCUGCUACAAGUUCCAAAGCUCUUGACUGCAAAAAAGACAAAAAAAAUUUACAGCAAAAGUUAAUGUGCAUGAAAGCUUAAUUGUGGAUUUUGUUAAUCAAGAUGGAGAUUUUGUUACAGCAUGCCAUUCCUCCUAGUUUUAUGCUGCCUUGUGAUACUGUUGCAUGAUCUCUUCAUUUUGUGGUCAUCACAGAGUAAAGCAAGUCAAGAAUUGAUUUGGUCAGUAGUGUUAUUUGGUGAAAUUGCAGGCCGUGUUUUUUUAUAAAAAAAAAAAUCAAGUCAGCAAAUCGGAAAGGGUUUUAUGAAUUGAAUUAUUGGCAUUUUUUUAAUUUGGAGCUAUACUGUUAUGAAACCAAUGACUGUAAUUCACCACCUUGGUGUUGUUACUUUUUUGUUUUCUAAAUCAAGUUUUUUUGGGUUAUAAAUCAGGGUGUUUCUUGGUGGCACAUCAUUCAUGCAUUUAUAAAGGAAAUUUCUUAUCUGGUCAGUUAUUUUCAGGCAUCUUGUGGAAGCCAAAUUUUUUCCAGUCUUCUAAUAGUCUUGUUUUUUAAAUUCAGUGAGCAGUAGACGAUAAUGAGUUAAUGUCAGCUAUAUUUUUUUGUGAAUCAUCCUAGUAAGCUGGUUGCCGUGUACCACAUUAAUGGGCAAAUCUUUCAGAAUCAUUUUUAUGUGAGUUACAAAACAAAUCAAAAGUGUUGUCAGUGCGUUCGCUAUUAGCAGUAUCAAAUAAGGAGAGUUUCUAUUUCCCAUCCUCCUUUGACAAAUACAGAGAUAGCAUGCGGUUGUCUUCUGCUGUUAGGGAUCUCCUGAGCUUUCAUUUUUGUAGAAGUGACGGGGCAGGCAGUAUUAAUAUAUUGCCAGGUUUGCCUCCACUGGACUGUGAUGAAAUAGUGGUACAUGGAGGAGGAAUGCUUAAGCCUGUCUGUCCUCUUUACUGACAAGAUAGUGCAGACAUCAAAUGCCUUGGACUGUCAUCUAUGCUUUACUGGUGAGCUUGCAUGUGGGACUUUGAUUCAAAGGCUGGAAUCUGUUUGGGUGUUUGAAGAUUCUGUGUAUGUACGCACCCUUCCAUUAUUUAUAACUUGGUUGAAAUUAACAGACCAAGUUUUGGAGAAAGGUUUAAAAAAAAAGGACGGUACAUGC
Molecule: messenger RNA, 4432 nt
Organism: Pomacea canaliculata
Lineage: Eukaryota; Metazoa; Mollusca; Gastropoda; Architaenioglossa; Ampullariidae
Exons: 18
Coding region: 164-2617 (817 amino acids)
Biological process (GO): protein ubiquitination
Cellular component (GO): CCR4-NOT complex
Molecular function (GO): ubiquitin-protein transferase activity; metal ion binding; RNA binding
Source: RefSeq, a predicted model, not a curated record